CCCAUCCCCACCCCACCCCCACACCUGAGCUAUAAAGCCGCGGGGAAGCUGGGGCCGCGCGUUUGCCUCUCCUGGCUCCACGCGCGCUGGGACACGGCGGCCAGAUUUGCGCGCGUCUCCCCGUGGGCGAUAUCCUGGGCAGAAUGGAGUGGGUGUGGGCGCUCGUGCUGCUCGCGGCGCUGGGAAGCAGCCGGGCGGAGCGUGACUGCCGCGUGAGCACCUUCCGAGUCAAGGAGAACUUCGACAAGGCGCGCUUCUCCGGGACCUGGUACGCCAUGGCCAAGAAGGACCCCGAGGGCCUCUUUCUGCAGGACAAUAUCAUCGCAGAGUUCUCUGUGGACGAGAACGGCCAGAUGACCGCCACAGCCAAGGGCCGAGUCCGCCUUUUUAAUAACUGGGACGUGUGUGCAGACAUGGUGGGCACCUUCACAGACACCGAGGACCCUGCCAAGUUCAAGAUGAAGUACUGGGGCGCUGCGUCGUUUCUCCAGAAAGGAUACGAUGACCACUGGAUCAUCGACACGGACUACGACACGUACGCUGUGCAGUACGCCUGCCGCCUCCAGAACCUGGACGGCACCUGUGCCGACAGCUACUCCUUCGUGUUUGCCCGCGACCCCCAAGGCCUGCCCCCAGAAGUGCAGAGAGUUGUGAGACAGAGGCAGGAGGAACUGUGCCUGGGCCGGCAGUACAGGCUGAUAGUUCACGACGGUUACUGUAACAGCAAAUCAGAAAAAAACGUUUUAUAGCAACAUCAUGGAUGCAAAGUUCCAUUUGAAAACCUCCCAUUAGCUCUCAUUCAGUCUUUGACUCUAUUUAUCUUAGCAGUUUAGUCUGCCCCUCUCCCCACACCUUCCCUCAGUAAACUUUCCGUACAUAAAAAUAUUUGUGGGAAUAAGCAAAUCUGUUGGCAUUCAAAUGUAUAUCUUUAUUG
Messenger RNA from Choloepus didactylus (southern two-toed sloth), 934 nucleotides. RefSeq names its product retinol binding protein 4 (gene RBP4). Gene Ontology annotation, molecular function: retinol transmembrane transporter activity; retinol binding. Gene Ontology annotation, biological process: retinol transport. NCBI's taxonomy places the organism in Eukaryota, Metazoa, Chordata, Mammalia, Pilosa, Megalonychidae. The transcript has 6 exons. The record is from RefSeq and is a predicted model, not a curated record. Bases 144 to 749 code for a protein of 201 amino acids.